Molecule: messenger RNA, 1206 nt
Organism: Acytostelium subglobosum LB1
Lineage: Eukaryota; Evosea; Eumycetozoa; Acytosteliales; Acytosteliaceae
Exons: 2
Molecular function (GO): transferase activity, transferring alkyl or aryl (other than methyl) groups
Source: RefSeq, a predicted model, not a curated record
UAUUCAACCAACAUUUUCCAAUCCAAUAAUAUCAACAUCAUGGAGCUUACUCAAUUUCUGGAACAAUCUGAUCAGUCUGUGGCCAAAUUGGUAUCGUCGACCGGAUCCAAAAAGUCCGUGGUCUAUGCGUUCGAUGGAACAAGACGAAGUUACCUGAUGGAGCAUGGCCUAAAUUCAAACUCAAAUCCACACGACGACAAUGUACGCAUCGACUAUGACAUCUACUCCCAGAGUGCCAUCCGAAAGUUAUUGGACCACCUGUUGAUGAUGUUUGAUCAGGGCAUCCACACCAUCAUCUAUCCAAUGUGGUUCUACACCUUGGAACAACGCGGUCCAGAGUACCUGCCCAAGUUCAUUGGAUACCUCCGCGGCUUAGGUGAACUACUCAACAAUGCCCUGUUACUAGAGGCCUACCUCAACUCUGGCGUUCGUAUAAUAUUCUAUGGUGAUUACAAACAAUUACUGAUGAGAGUCAAUGAUUAUAAACUACUCAACACGUUUGAGACCAUCAUGGAGUUGACCAAGCACAACACCAAGAAAGUAGUACUCCUGGGCACCAUUAUCCAAGAUCCAUCCGAGACCAUCAUCCAACUAACGACCGAACAUUACUGUAAAUAUAAUAGAGCACCAACCAAGAAGGAACUGAUAAAGCAAUACUACCAAGUUGAGGUGGAAGAGGUAUCGUUCUACUUUGGUUUCGAUCGAUUCACGACUGAUGGCCGCCCAAUAUUGUUGUGUGAUAAUGGACGUGAGGACCUGUAUUUCUCUGUUUCGCCACAUAGCCUGUUGACCAAACAACAGUUCCGAAAGAUAUUGUACGAUCAUCUUUAUUGUAGGAGUGUUGCCAAUGCCAAGGAGUACCAACUAAAGACCCUGGACGUCGAGAUCAUGCGGUCAUUCUACCUCGAGAACAUGGGCAACACGAUGGGAGUGGGAGACGUCCAGUAUCACGGCCAAUACUGGUGUCCACUCCCACAAGUCAAUGUACAUUCACUCAACAACUUAAUGGAGUCACCAUCCGAGACUGGUGAACAAUGCUCCACAACAACAACAUCUGUACAUAUUCACAUGGAGACGGGCAGCGAUGGCUCGGGAUCAGCCAGCUCACCACCACGCCAACUGUGGCGAGGCGACUCUGGUGAGCUUUGUUGCUCAAUCACGCCACCAAUGGAAUCAUCCCGUCCAUCCUCACUCUCGCCCCCUGGC